CCCAAAUACACGACAAUGGCACCCAUCCGCCCCGCCAAACGCAGCAGUAUCCGUGCCCGCGCCUCCAAAUCUAGCACCUCCGAUCCUCGCGGAAGAUACGCACCACCCACCGCCACCGACACCUACUCCGAACCCGCCGCCGCAGCCCUCAAGUCCUCGCUCAAACCCGCCAAUUCCAACACAUCCCACCUCCAAGAUGCCGACUGGCGACUCAACAAAAAAGACAAGCGUACAGUCAAACACAACGCUCUACUCAACAAAGUCCGCGACGCCGGGAUAGCAAAGGGUGGAGCAGGCAGAAAGACGCUGAAACGCCGGCGACCGGGGAAGAAACUUGUCACUACCAUGGAUGGGCUGGCGGACGCAUUACCCUCGGCUUCGGAGGAUGAAGGCGAGGAUGAAGAUGAGUGGGAAGGUUUAGACGACGAGGAGGAAAUGCAGCUCGACGGCACAACAACCACGAAGAAGCGGCGGAGGAGAAAAGUCAAGGUGUCCGAGUCAGAUGGCAAGAUGGUGAUGAAGAGCUUAAAGCAUAAGCCUGGAGCGGCGAGGAGGAAGGCGAUUAUGGAGGGACGGGAGAGGGAGAGGUUUGGGAGGAAUUUGGCGGCGAUGGUGGGGACUACGACGGGUGGGAAGGAGAAUGUGGUUGCGGGUGAAGCGGACAAGGCGAAGGAGAGUCAGAAAGCGAAGUGGGCGGCGCUGAGAGACUUCAUCGGAGGCACGAUGGAAAAGGACAAGGCUUUUGCGAAGGAUUGA
Molecule: messenger RNA, 756 nt
Organism: Zymoseptoria tritici IPO323
Lineage: Eukaryota; Fungi; Ascomycota; Dothideomycetes; Mycosphaerellales; Mycosphaerellaceae
Exons: 1
Coding region: 16-756 (246 amino acids)
Biological process (GO): maturation of SSU-rRNA from tricistronic rRNA transcript (SSU-rRNA, 5.8S rRNA, LSU-rRNA)
Cellular component (GO): preribosome, small subunit precursor; 90S preribosome; nucleolus
Source: RefSeq, a predicted model, not a curated record